This is a messenger RNA of Aspergillus eucalypticola CBS 122712, 1617 nucleotides long. RefSeq names its product efflux pump antibiotic resistance protein. NCBI's taxonomy places the organism in Eukaryota, Fungi, Ascomycota, Eurotiomycetes, Eurotiales, Aspergillaceae. Gene Ontology annotation, molecular function: transmembrane transporter activity. The record is from RefSeq and is a predicted model, not a curated record. The coding region runs from base 1 to 1617 and encodes 538 amino acids. Gene Ontology annotation, biological process: transmembrane transport. The transcript has 3 exons.
AUGCCGCCGACACAAACAGCUUCUUCUCCGAUAAGUGACCAUGUUGAAAAGCCCCUACAGAUUGCCACUGCCAGUAGCCCGUCUGCGUCUGCCGGUGCCGCGACCGGGCGCAAGAUCACAGGUGUUGCGUGGUUUGUUGUCAAUGUUGCCCUGCUGUCAGCGACUUUUCUGUAUACCUUCGACAAUACCGUGACCGCAACGGUGCGGCCUGCCAUUGUCGACACAUUUGGCAAUCGCAUAGAUAUGCUACCAUGGGUUUCAGUGGCGUAUCCCAUGGGUGAAGUUGGAACCGACCCUAUCUGGGCGAAGCUCAACAAGUUCCUCGACGGCAAGCUUGUCUUUCUCGCUGCCCUGAUUAUCUUCGAAGUAGGAUCUGCGGUGAUUGGCUCAGCGUCAUCCAUUGGCGCCGUCGUCGCGGGUCGUGCUCUGGCUGGCUCCGGUGGCUCUGGCAUCUACGUCGGCACCAUUAGCAUGAUCACUGGAAUGACGACUGCCAAAGAACAAAACCAAUAUCUCAACAUUGUCGACAUGGCGUGGAGCUUAGGAACUAUUCUUGGCCCCGUUAUAGGAUCUGCGUUUGCUGAUUCGCCUGCAACAUGGAGAUGGGCUUUUUACAUCAAUAUCUGCGUUGCCGCCGUUGCCGCCGUUGCCGCCCCCGCAUGUAUCUGGAUUAUGCCUUCGGCGCCACCUAGCGUGUCCCUAGGAGCCAUGGACGUGAUCAGGGCAUUUGACCAUUUGGGUGCUGUGCUAAUUCUUGGCUCUGCUGUGUCGACAGUCAUGCUUCUAGGGUUUGGCGGCGUCGUGUACAGCUGGGAUAGCGGCCAGAUGAUUGGACUUUACGUUGCCAUUGCUAUUCUAUGGAUCAUGUUUGCUCUGCAGCAGAAAUUCCACCUUUUUACGUCGGAUCGCAUUUUCCCCGUGCAAUAUUUCAAGGAUCCAUUGGUGGUUGGCCUGUGGAUCUGGACAAUUGUCGCAAUUUCUGAAAUCGUUUUUGUGCUGCAUGACUCUUCGAUGCGCUCUGCAGUCUAUACCCUGCCAUUUGUAGCAUCUAUUGUGGUAAGUGCGGGCAUUAGCGGGGGAGUGAUGCCCAAGUUCCCAUGGUACAAGUGCUGGUUCAUCUGGGCCAGUGUCCUGCUCCUUGUUAGCAACGGCCUGCUGUCCAGCAUUCACACGAAUACCUCUCGGGCUACCAUUUGUGGAUAUACCGUUAUCCAGGGUUUUGGUGUCGGACCAGUCAUUCAACUUGGAUAUACUGUGGGCCAGUUGAAGCGUCCGCAGGCGGCAAGGAAAGACGUUACAGCUUUCUUCUCUUGUGCGCAGAUGGGUGGUCUAGCCUUGUCACUGGGCAUCGCUACGUCUGUUCUUAUCAACCAUGCUACGGAGAAGAUAUCGCACAUUCUCCCAAAUGUUCCUAUUAGCGAAAUCAGAGGCGCUAUUGAUGGAGUAGGAAGUAGCCUGCUCGCGACGUUGUCCGAACAUGUUCGUGCUCAGGUCACGAACGCAGUUACGCAGAGUGUAGCUUCUGUGUUUUACCUGAACAUAUUCGGUGCAGCGCCUGGGUUCUUUAUCGCCCUUCCUCUCAAAUUUGAGAAAUGGCAUUUCGCCGCGCUGCAAUAA